Messenger RNA from Cylicocyclus nassatus, 518 nucleotides. NCBI's taxonomy places the organism in Eukaryota, Metazoa, Nematoda, Chromadorea, Rhabditida, Strongylidae. The record is from the annotation of a GenBank genome assembly.
AUCUGGAAUGGUUUUGCGCCCAUUUAUGCUGCUGCUCAUAACAUUAUCUUUAUUUCACAGGGAUAAUGGCACCACCAAAGACCGUCACAAAGGGUAAGGUCUCAAAGGCACUCAGUGCCAAAAAGAAGGUGGCGAAGGGACAGCAUACCGUCCAUAAGAAGAAGAUCCGCACCUCCGUUCACUUCCGACGACCCAAGACUUUGAAGACCCCAAGGAUUCCUAGGUAUCCCCGCAAGUCUGCUCCAGCCCGAUGCAAGCUGGAUUCGUUUGCCAUCAUCAAGCAUCCACUUACUACUGAGUCUGCUAUGAAGAAAAUUGAAGAUCACAAUACGUUGGUCUUCAUCGUUGAUGUACGCGCAAACAAGCAUCAAAUUCGUGCGGCCGUAAAGAAGUUGUACAAUAUUGAAGUGCAAAAGAUCAACACGCUCAUUACUCCCCUCUUGGAAAAGAAGGCGUACAUCCGCUUGACGACCGAUUACGAUGCGUUGGAUUGCGCCAACAAGAUCGGAAUCAUAUAA